CAACUAUAAAACCAAAACCCCACUCCACCGUCCUUUUUGGCGCGAAAGUUACAUCCCUAACUUCGACACUGUUCUACGCCUAUUCCUUCCAUGGACACCGUAGGGCUUCGUCAUCCUCAAUUUUCCGAGGAUUUAACUUGGCUUCCUACUUGGGUUCACCAACAUCAUAUGGGGGCUUCAGUUGAGCAAGCAACGGAACCCCAGAUGAGUUCCGCUCAAGAUCUCAAGGACAUGUCAUUGCCGCAAGGGAAUGUCAACAAAGAAAAAGAUAUUGAUAUCUUGUUGAAGGAAGAAGCCAACAGGUGUCAUUUGUUCUUGUCUGGGGAAGACAGUUCACCAAUUAGUACUGCCGAUCUUUCUGGCUCUGUGCUUCAUCUUUCCUUGCGUCUUUCUCAGACAGGCAAUUCUCAAUAUAGUCAAAACCCCGCUUAUCUAUCUCAGGCUCUCUGUGACUCUGGGAAAGCUUUGUCAGUUCAACCCCUUGAAAGUUCACCUGCCUAUGAGCAGAAGACUUCUCAGCCAAAAACAUACUUUACUUCUUGUAAAAUGAAUUCUUCACCUCUAACUGCUAUCCCUGGAAGCAUGAAAACUGUUGGACCUCAAUGUCUUAGUAAAAACUGUUGUGGGAGAAGUUAUGAAGAAAUAUCAGGUUUCGGCAUACUCAAAGUAGCUGACUUGAAUAGUGCGGUCGACCUUUUGGUUGCUGCAUCAGAAGCGCUAGCUAUACACAAUUUAACUAAGGGCAAGUCGGCAUCAGAAGGUUUGCCUACAGUAUCGGUUCUUGAAGCUGCCCUUCGAGUGAAGCAAGCACGGUUGGAGGGUUCGGCGGCAACCCUUGCUUGCGAAACCAAUGAAAUUGAUGAGAUUGAUUCUCUUUCAGACUUGGAUGAUUUCAUUAUGGCAGAUGCCCUAGAAGAUGUAGGGCUAUGUUUAGGCCACACUGAUGAUAUUCAUAUUUGUGGUUCAGAUACGUCUCAUGUCAAAGAUACUCCUGUGUCAGAAAAUAAUGAUGGAUGUGACAAUGAUUCCAAAGAUAUAGAACAUAUGGCACAGCCAAUUGAACUCCUAGAUGAUCAAGCCUUCGGUUGGAAGGUCUCUGAUGUAGCAAGCCCAAAUUAUCCCGUGUCGCAUCAACCAGUCAAUAUAAUCACAGAUGUUGCAAAGCUGACAGAGACGUCUGUAAAGUUAAAGAAGGAUAUGACUAAAAGCAUUUUCAAGCCUUUUAUUGGUGAAACAAGCUUUCUCUCAGAAUCGGCAGAUGUUGCCCCAGAUGAGAGUUCUUUUGUGCAGCGCGGGAGCAAGAAUGACAAUUCUUCUCCAUCGAGUGUGCCAUAUGAAGGCUUAUGUGAGAAAACUAUAGUGUGGAAUUUGAAUUCUCUGUUGGCGAGAGCAAGAUCUAACUUAUCGUCGGUUGAUCCUCUUUGUUCAGUUGUUCCUUGCAGUAUUUCUUUGGAAAAUGCUGGGUCCCCCCCAUUCCAGAAUCAAUGUGAUAGGGAAGUUAAUGCUGAAAGGUAUUUCUGCCCUACUUCAGAAUUUGUAUCUGAGGGUGUGGUUUUUAGAGAUAAUAAGGAAAAUCGUGACAAUAUUGACAUGGGGAGCCAAUUUGUUGAAAGAACCCUUUAUGAGAGUAGUUAUCGAGAACCUGCAGAAGUAGACGUUGAAUUGCAUGCCAUGCCUUCUAUGCGACACAGUCCACCUGUUAAUUUAGACCAAAGUAUGUGUUGCUGUGCUCACACAUCUUCAGGAGAGAAAAUUUUGGAAGAGACUUUGGCACAGAAAACCAUGACCAUUCAUAAUCAGAGUGAAAAUCUUCCGAAGAAUGAGUCUUGUUUCAACAAUUCCCAGGAUGUUCACAUUUCAGCUACAAAGCGCGUUCAUUUCGCAGACGUUGAAGUUGAGCCCCUAAACAAUAAUCCCUCAAAGCGACAUUCUUCACAUCAAAGUGGCUCGAGCGGUAGGGCAAGUAAAAGUUUAAAAAAUUGCAACAAAUGGUUAGAAAUUCGAAAUUGCAAAACAAGCAAAUGCUUGAUGAGUUGCAGAAACGAUCAGAAGAGGCUAAUUUUUCAGGAUAUAGAAUUUUUGCUUACUGGGUUUUCUAAUGAGAAGCAGAAGGAAAUUGAAGGACUAGUGCGCAAAUAUGGUGGUAUAGUUCUCUUGGAUAUCCCUUCCCCUUCAAUUUCCAGGGCAAAGAAAAGUUCAACAUCUUGUUCCCGGCAACUUCCUGUUGUUCUAAGUUCGAAGAAGCUUAAGACUACAAAGUUCUUGUAUGCGUGUGCCGUGAAUGCUCUCAUACUAAAAGUAAAAUGGCUUACCGAUUCAAUUGCAGCAAGCAAGAUCAAACCACCUGACAAAUACAUGGUUCUACCAAAUCAGGCUGGCAGGGAGUGUUCAAGGAGUGGAAUGUCGAUCUGUCUUAGUAACUCUAAAUAUAUUUUCAAUGGAGUAGGCAUCAUGCUUCAUGGGAAGCAUGGUUUUUGUGUCAAAUUGGCGAUGAUAAGCAAGCAUGGAUGUGCACAGGUGUUCAAGACCCUCCAGUCAUUAGUUCAGAGACUUGACACUGGAAAGGUAUCUAUAGGAGCUAUUGUUGCUGAGGAUGAAAGUCGCGUAUCACGGCACUUAAGGCAGUGUGCUUGUGAGAGGAAAAUACCAAUUGUGUCUGCUAUCUGGAUUGUUAAAAGCCUACAUUUGGGGAAACUCAUUCCCGUCACAGGAGAGAAGCAUGUGCCUUUGCCUAUGACCAGGAUUCCGAAGUUCCCGAUAUCCUUGGAUUGGAGCCAAGAGAUUUGAAGUAUUCGGUUUCAGCUGAACGACAGCGAAAAUACAAUGUGAGGAGUGUCACGGCUUUUCCAGUCGAGCAGCUCCAUAUUGAAGAGGAAUAACAAAGGUAAGUAAUGUGAUAUUAAUCAUGGCCUGUUCGUGAAAGGACUUCAUUUGCAAAUUGACUUCGAUGAGUGUUUCCUUUUUGCUUAUCUGCACCACAAUUGAGAGAAAACAGGGGAGAAUUAUUUGCCAGUUUAUUUACCUGAAAUUGAAUCUAGAAUUGGAAAGUGAGUUUCUUUAUUUGUGGUCGUAGAAAUUUUAUUUUUUAGUGAAUAGAAGAGUGCGCUUGGAAAAUAAAA
Molecule: messenger RNA, 3119 nt
Organism: Tripterygium wilfordii
Lineage: Eukaryota; Viridiplantae; Streptophyta; Magnoliopsida; Celastrales; Celastraceae
Exons: 11
Coding region: 91-2787 (898 amino acids)
Biological process (GO): positive regulation of transcription by RNA polymerase II; DNA damage checkpoint signaling
Cellular component (GO): nucleus
Molecular function (GO): histone binding
Source: RefSeq, a predicted model, not a curated record